GCCAGGUAGGUGCUCCUCCGCUGCACCGCCAUGCGAGCAGUCAGCGCUUUGGACUUCCGCCGGCAAGACGUCCAUAUGGCCAUGAAGAAAAGAUAUGUGAAGCGCCUCGUGCGCAAGGUGAUCCUGUAUUUGAUGGUCAUCGUCACCGUUUCCCUGGUCACCACUAUGAUAGUCGAGCGGCGGAUGCGAAAGUCCGAGGAAGCGGAAGAAAAACUCGACCCGAAUGGGGAUCCUAUAACGCCCGUUUUCAGGGCUGCUAAUAUACAUCCCACCCGGAAGGCCCCACGGCCUCCGUAUCAGGAUCGCAACUCAGUAGUCGAGCUGCCCAAAAGUGAGAAGCGUCAGGGUUUCCAGCUUCCGGAACCGAAAGGAGAGCGCAAGGAUUGGCACGACUACGCUGCCAUGGAAGCGGAUAGAAAGCGAACCGGGUUAGGUGAGCACGGAGAAGCUGGAAAAAUCGAAAAUCCCGAAGAAAAGCAUCUGGAAACCGAGAUCUACGAGAUGAACGGCUUCAACGGCCUCUUGUCUGAUCGAAUCUCCGUGAAUCGAUCUGUGCCGGAUGUCAGACUUGAGGCGUGUAAGUCCCGGAAGUACUUGGCAAAGUUACCCGACAUCAGUGUGGUCUUUAUCUUCUUCAACGAGCACUUCAAUACCUUGCUGAGAUCCAUCUAUAGUGUAAUAAAUCGCACUCCACCGGAAUUACUGAAGCAAAUUGUCCUCGUGGACGAUGGUAGCGAGUGGGAGAACUUAAAGAAGCCCUUAGAUGAUUACGUGGAGAAACAUUUUCCGCAUCUAGUCACCGUAGUUCGAAAUCCGGAGAGACGAGGGCUGAUUGGAGCGAGAAUAGCAGGAGCCAAAGUGGCCAUCGGGAAAGUAAUGGUCUUCUUUGACUCUCACAUCGAAGUUAACUACAAUUGGCUUCCUCCCUUAAUCGAACCGAUUGCCAUUAAUCCAAAGAUCUCCACGUGCCCCAUUGUGGAUGUCAUCAUGCAUGGUGACUUCUCUUAUUCAGGUGGAUAUCAGACAGGAGCUCGAGGCGGUUUCGAUUGGAAAUUUUACUAUAAACAAUUGCCUGUUCUACCCGAGGAUGCUGCGGACAAUUCCAUGCCCUACCGAAGUCCCGUGAUGAUGGGCGGUUUGUUCGCCAUCAACACGGACUUCUUCUGGAACCUUGGUGGCUAUGACGAUCAGUUGGACAUAUGGGGCGGGGAGCAGUACGAGUUGAGCUUUAAGAUCUGGAUGUGUGGCGGCAUGCUGCUGGAUGUUCCCUGCUCCAGGGUAGCGCACAUUUUCCGAGGACCCAUGAAACCAAGGGGCAAUCCAAGGGGACACAACUUUGUGGCCAAGAACCAUAAACGAGUGGCGGAGGUUUGGAUGGAUGAGUAUAAGGAAUAUGUGUACACCCGAGAUCCGGAGACCUACAAAAACCUGGAUGCCGGAGAUCUGACUCGCCAGAAAGCAAUUAGGGAGCAGCUGAAGUGUAAGAGCUUCCACUGGUACAUGACGGAGGUGGCUGCCGACUUUCUCGAAAAAUUCCCGCCUGUAGAGCCACCAUCCUAUGCCUCCGGCGCCAUUCAAAACUUGGCCAAUCCGAUUUACUGCCUGGAUAACAUGGGCAACGAAAAAGAUGCGGCGGUGGGAAUGUUCAGCUGUGCGGAUAACAAAACCCAUCCCCAACACAAUCAGUUCUGGGAGCUCUCCAUCCAUCGAGAUCUGAGAAUGAAGAAUUUCGAAUCAGUGUGCCUGGAUGCCCAUGAGCCACUGCCCAAUACCACCGUUUGGUUGUGGAACUGCCACAGCCAGGGUGGCAACCAGUUUUGGUACUACGACAGGGAUAACCAGUGGUUGGUCCACGGAGAAAGUGGCGACCGCUGCUUGGAGGGAUUUGUAGAGAACGGCAAUGCCAAAGUCGUCCUCAAUCGCUGCGAAAGGAACAACGAUCGCCAGCGCUGGCAGUUCGGAUUCGUGAACCACACCAUGAUGGACGAUUUCUACAAGGGAUUGAAGUAGUCAUCUUUUUAAAAUAAACCACUCCCUUUUAAGUAACUACAGCCACAUGUCGAUCGGAUAAGUUCGGAGACCUCGAUCGUCACGGGUUUAGUUCAUUGAUCGUUGUGAAGGUUUCAGAAAAAGUUCGCCAAGUAAAUUCCAUUUUUCCAUUAAUUCUUGCCCCAUGCAUUAUUGAUAUACAUAUGGUAGCGGAAAGUGAAAGAUCUGGACGGUCAGAUCGCAAUCGGACCGAAGAUUCUGUCCGAUCGGAAGCCACAAAUUCAGCUCUUUAUUUGCGGUCUAUACACUGUCUUUAGGUAUUAACAAUUUGAAGAGAUAUAAAUUAAAUUUUCGAAAAUGAAACAGACUUGAAUGUUAAUAAAUGUGUAUAAAACUA
Drosophila eugracilis is the source of this 2386-nucleotide messenger RNA. It is a transcript of the gene Pgant4, whose product is annotated as N-acetylgalactosaminyltransferase 4. The record is from RefSeq and is a predicted model, not a curated record. Gene Ontology annotation, cellular component: Golgi apparatus. Lineage: Eukaryota; Metazoa; Arthropoda; Insecta; Diptera; Drosophilidae.